ACAAGACAAGACAAGCCCUUUCCCUCUCCUCUCCGUCAGAACCACAUCAACAUUUUUAUAUCUUUACACCUCUCGCGCGGUGAUUCUGCCCACCGACAUGUAAAUUUGCUAAUUUGAUCUCUUGUUGGCACUGUGCUAUAAUUAUCAAUUAUAUACCUCUUUCCCUAGUAUUUAUCUCAAGCAACCUUACCUACUUACUACGAACUAAAAGUAGGUAGGUAGAUGUUCAAGCAUCAACAAGGCACUAAAAUUUUAUACCCUGCACAAUCGAAUCUAGCGUGGUCAUUUCCAGCCCAGCUUGGUAUCACUUCUUUGCCCUUGCUAUUUCACUUGCAUUUCACUUCCCGCCCACAACCAUCAUACAUACACAUACAUCCUGUACGGAUAGACAUUUUGAACAAACUUCCCUACCAACGACACGAACGGAAUUUCUCAUAUGAACUGAGGGUAAAGCAUAUUCAACUCGGUCCUCCACCCUCCCCUAUCAUAGAAUAUUCUUAUCUCAAAGUUCGUUUUUUGUUUUGGCUUUUGGAAAGAAGAACAAAAGGACGAAAUUCUAAUACAGAUCGAUCAUCGCAUCGUCAUUCGUCAUUCAAAUACUGUUAGUAUUCAUUCAUUCACGCAAUCAACCUAUCGAAUGAAUAGUCAAUCAAUUCAUUGAUUCACCGAAUGUGUUGGCUUUCUAGGGCACCUAAAGGCAGUCAACCUCGAUCAAAUUAAUUUCUCCUACCCUACCCUUGACUCUUUUUCUUCCUCUUCUUCUCCUUCUCUUUUACUUCAUCACACAUAUUUGCUAUUUACAGCCUCAUCCUUCGACGACAAGAGUACCUACUUGUCAUCCCUCCUUCAUCUUUCCGCCAAUCCCUAUCCGAUACCUAAUUUUCGAUUCUCGUACACUUCAGAGUGCGUCGCAAACGAAGGCACUAUUUUCCAAUAGGAACUUCUCAUGGAACACAAGGUCUAGCUCUAUUCGAAUGUAACCGUGGCAGCCUGCAGCCAUUUUACGGCUCGCCGCCUAUUGUCAGCAAUCCAUAGAACCUUCAACCUCCCCCGCCUGGUGCAAGAGCAAAGCAGCUUCAAUUUUACCACUUUCCCCAACUAGUACCGUGUACUAUUCACUAUACUUGGGGUAAUCACAUAACAUAUUUAAUACAUCGAUUGAUCUUAUUAGGUUGGCGGUCUGAAUCAAAUUCAAGUCGGUCCUCCUCUGCGUAGGAGAGUGGCCUUGCCACACCGAACCCCAAGAUGGCCUCAAAUUUUCCACAAAUGGGUGGUGCGGGCCAGAUGAUGCCACAGCAACAACAGCAGCACCAGCAGCACCAGCACCAGCACCAGCACCAGCAACAACAACAACAGAUGCAGCAACAAAUGCAUUUACAACAGCGGCAACAGGGAGUGACUACGCAGAUACAUAAUGCGAUAUUUCAGAGACUUCAACAACAAGGACAGACGCCAUCGGGCUGGCAGGCGCUGCUAUCGCCUCAAGAACGUAUGGGAGGGAUUUUCAAUAUGUAAGUUGUUUUCAGCCUUCAUGAUUCUAAUUUUUGUAAUUUAUGUAGCGAAAAGUCUUCCUAACUGGCACAUGUACUACAUAAUCACGGACCAUUGAUACUAAUUUUUAUACAGUAUUGGUGCUCUCCGAAUUCUCGCUCAAAACCAAAAUCAAAAUCAGUCUGGGGGGAUCCCAAAGUUACUCGAAAUUGCUGUCAAGUUCGAGCAAGAGUGUUUUCUUACUUCACCCGAUAAAGUAUUAGAUGAUGUCAAUGAUUCACUAUUCAUAGCUAACGAUUUUAGGCUUCCUAUAAGAAUAAAAUGAAUGAGAAGCAACGUGAGUUACACCAAGCUCGAAUGCAAUCCCAGCAAACCAUGCAACAACAGGUAAACUCGCAAGCGCAGGCCCAACAGCAGAUGAUGAUGAUGAAUCAAAAUGGUAUGCAAGGCCAAAUGCCGAGAAACAUUCCUCAGCAACCUCCCCAACAAGGCUUUCAGCACCUUCAGCACCAGAUGCAAGCGUCGCCAUUACCGCCUCAGCAAUCACAGGGCAUGCCGAACGGUCUACCAAAUGAUGCCAUUUCGCAAAAUAUGCCUCAGAAUGCACAGAUGCAAGCGAAUGGUAUGCCAAAUCAAAUCCAGCACGGACCUGGCAGGCCUGUAAAUGGCCAGCACCAAUUACAACCAACGGGGAACGAUGCCGCGGAAGUUAAUCGAGAAGCAAUGAAAAUGUUAAGCGAAGCUCAAGACCAUGACAAGAUUAACAUAAGGGCGAACUUGCGAGCAAAAAUGAGUCCAGCGCAAGUCCAACAGCAGGAGGCCAGUGGGUCGGACAUUGCCUUUCUAUGGUUUCGCCAGCAAGCUACGAUGAGAUGGCGUAACCGUCAACUUCAGAUGGCGCAAGGACAGGGUGUUCCUCAAGGACAGCAGUCUGCAAUUCCUCAGCAUCCACAAAAUGGCCCCGCAACGGCUCCUAUGAUGCAGCAGCAGAGGUCUAUGAAUCCGAGUCCUAUGAACGGUCAAUCGCAACCACCCACAACGAUGGGUGGUGGCCCAGACUUUAAUUCCUUCUUGGGCAACAUGGAGAACUUGAUCGGUCAGCAGCAGCAAGCGGGAGUGUUGGCUCAGGAAGCAGGUCAAAUUGUUGUACCCGUUAGCGCGCCCAGGAAUAACACCCCUCAGCCCAAUGUUUCCAUGCCAGGUCAAGCAAUGAACAUGAACGAACAGCGCUCAGUUUCGAACCCGAUGGCGAGAACACAGGUGCAGCAGACUCAGAUAUUUAACGCCCAACAGUCACAGCGUAUCCAACAGCAGCAGCAGCAGCAGCAACAGUCACAGCAAGCUCAAGCUCGGGCGAAUGCGGCCGCCAAGGCACAGAUAGGUUUGCAAGGUCAGCCUGGCGGAAUGGGCUCCGGCCCAAUGCCUUCACAGCAGAGCCCUGCCAUGAAUACGCUUAACACCCCUUUAAGGACACCACAGCAGAUGGGUCAUUCUGAGGUUGGUGGAAUGAAUCAUAACCCACAAUUUGGUCAGCCACUAGAUCCACGUUUUCCGCCAGGUGGUCAGAGAAUGUUUGGUAACACCAUGCAUGGAUUCAACCCCGCAAUGUUGCGGGACAUGGGUCCAGAACAACGACAACACUUUGCAUCUUUGCCACCCGAAAAGAUGAAUGAGUUCGCCAAAACCUGGCAAGCUCAGCAGCAGCCAAAUCAGAUGCAGCAAGCUACACAAAUGCCAAUGCAAGGGAACAAUAAUCUACUCCGUCCAGGACAGCCAGGCCCACAGGCUGCACAAUUUGCGCAACGACAACAUGCUAUAAAUCAAUUUUUGAUGAGCAACCCUGGGCAGCGCCUUCCUCAAUCGCUCUUGGCCAACUUGACGCCGCAACAGCAAAUGAUCGUACAACAACAAAUGACACAGAAUGCCAUGCAGUCGCGAGCUGGAAAUGUAUCUGUAGAUCAGAGCCGGGUAUUGCAGCAAAUGGACAAUAUGGAUAUCCCUGCCCCGUACCUUACUAAUCCUCACAUGGUUCAAGGAAUCCCCCCAGAAAUCAAAAAGUGGGGCCAGUUAAAACAAUGGGUCAGCUCGACUCCCACCAUGCCACCGCAGGCACUUGACACCGUGAGAGGUUUGCAAAAGAUGCAUUACAUGCAGCUUAGCCGGCAAAGACAAGCUGCACAGCAGCAGCUAAAUACAAUGGGUGGUAACCCAGCUCCAAUGGGUGGUCAAAAUUCCAUGUCUAUGGUACCUCCCAGAAUGUCAGCUCCUGUUGCCCCUAUGGGUCAAAAUCCAGUUCAAAUGCCCAAUGGGAUGAAUAUGGGCCCUGGAAUGAUGCGACAGAUUACACCCCAGGACAUUAUAAACAUUCGUAAUCAUCACACCGGUAAAUUUGCUAACGCCAGUGAUGAACAAAUUCGAGGGUUCCUAAUGCAAAACCAAUUCAAAAGUAUCCAGGCAGCCCAACAACGCCAAGCUCAAAUGAACAUGGCGCAGAUGAAUGGCCAGCAGGUACCCCAAAAUACCCAACCAGGACUACCGAACUCUUCCCAGAUGACUACUCCUCAGCAACCAUCGGGACAAAUGCCACAACAAAAGCCAGCCGCUUCAGUACCAGAGCCAGCAGGCCCAUCCAUUCCCACACCUGCAAGUCGCCCUCGACCUCCACCCAAUAACAAGUCGACAGCCGGACAAAGUUCCUCGCCUGCUCAACCAGCUAAGAAUAAUUUGAAACGGGCUAGCAGCGAUGAUGUCGUAGAAGUUCCCAACCCUAAUGGGCAACAGCGCCCAGCGCCAGCGCCAGCACCACAGCAGAGAGCUGCGCCCAGGCUCACACCAGACCAAGUAGCCAGACUUGAUCCAGAGCAAAGGAAAACUUAUGAAGCUAUGCUACGUCAAUCGAUCAACGGAAGACAACAGGCGGUUGCAGGCAACUCUGAAGCGGAAGCGAUUAAUAGGAAACUCAAAGAGCUUUCUGCUGAAGAAGAAAAGGCGAUCGCGGAGAAUCCUCUUUCUGACAUACCCAUGGAUGCAGAGACUAAGAAAAGCAUGAUGCAGGCCUUGCUGCCUAUGCCUGCUCAUCUCUCAAACAUUUCGCGAACCAUAGGCCAGUGGUAUCACCUGACUCGUGAUGAUACCCGAGCCAAAUUAUUUUUCCGCGCGGUAAGUUAUGAAUCUAGUUAAGUAAAGACCUCAGGGAUAACGCUAACAUUUUUCAGCGAUCGCGCUUGGCACGGCAAUUUAAAGAUCCCAAGGAUAUGAAAGAGCUCAAAGAUACCUUUUCAAUAAGGCUCACUGAUGUUGAGCAAGCUCGAACAUUAUUUACCGCAAUCAUUGUGGAUCUCAGCAAUAAACAUCCAAUGUUGAAAAAGAGUGGUGGAUCUUCCGAUGCCCAAGGGACAUCAGCCACUCCAUCUACUGCAUCAAACGCUCAAAAUUCGGAAGCAGUACCUCUUAAUGCUGCCAAUCUACAACAGCAGCAGCAGCAGCUCAACAAGAUGCAUCACCAAAGAUCAAACAGUCGCAGCUCUCAUCCACCAGCAGCCCCUACGUCGUCCCAGCCACCAUUUCCCUUUGGAGCCUCAUCCCCUCAUGGCCAGCCCAGAUACAUUGGGAAGCCACCGGCUGUCACACAGGAGACCCUUCAUAUUCCUGCGCGCAAGAAGCAGAAGCCAAAUGGAACGCCAGGUCAAGGUCAAGGCACUCCGGGAUCUACCUCCUCACCCCAGAUCACCAAAGUCCCCUCACCUGAGGUCAAACGUCAACAAAUCCCAGAACCGAAAAUCGCGACUAAACCAACUUGGCCAUGUAAUGACGAGGUAUGUGAACGUCAAAAUAUUGGAUUCGAGAGUCAAGAGGAACUCUCUCGUCAUACUCAGGUGGAGCAUAGGUUACCAAUGCAAAACCCACAGAAGUUUGCCGAGGAUUUUCUUCGUCCAAUGCUAGGUCUAGAUUCUCAAGACCAGUCGAAUGCAGCAGCAUCGACUAUGGAUGCAGCUACAUCAUCCAAGCAAGACCAGACACCAAAGGUUGAAACUAUCACUCCAUCCGCGUCAGCUGCUACCCCUAUGAAUCGUCAAAGUUCAACGAACAAACAGAGUGGCACGAUGCAGGGCAAAGCGAAACCUCAGUCUGACUUCGCCACGGAUACCUCCAAGUCUCAGAAAGAUAUCAACAAGGAAGAUUCAAAUCCGCCAGCUCAAGAAGUUAUUGUUGAUGCUUGGGCAAAUGCAACUAUCGAUCCUAAUGAACUUGUCCGAACCUUCCAACCAUUCGAAGGCGGGGCUGGCGGGGCUAUUUCUGAUGUAAAUGUCUACCGAUCUGUUACACCCAAUGAUACGCCAGAGUCGAGUAAGGACGGUGUGUCAGAGCCCACUAGUGAUAUCUCUGAAGGAGUGAAUUUGGAUAUUGCCUUGGACGUAAUUGACGACACAUGGUAUCCCUUUGGGCUAAGCGAUACCGAGGCCCUGGUGGACAACAAUACAAAUUUUUAUAAUGCAAAUAUCGCGGAAAACUUAACGAUGUUUAAUGAUUUAGAAUUUACCAACCCUCCACAGAACUGGGAUGACAUGGAAGGCAAAGUAAACUUUGAUCAACCGUUCCAAUUCAACAUAGAUGAUCAAUAUUCUAUGGAUGUUAACUAGUUGAGCAUACGGGGUCUCGUCAAUGACUUUUGGAAGGCGUUUCUGUGAUGGAAAGGAAAAUACAGGGUAAUUGGAAAAUCAAUGAGAUGAUAUACCAAUGAAAAGCACGGCGUCUUGGGAUAAGACUAUUACGAGGAAAGGACGGGAUAUUUUGCCUACUAUAGCACUUUUUGAUUUAGCAGGGCGUUCAGUGGGGAUGAAAGAAUUUUUUCCUUUACGGGAAUGUGCUUUUGGUUAUUGCUAUGCACAAUGAUUCUAAUGGCUUCUUGAACAGAUAUAUAUUACAGUUUUUUUUGGUUACCCGAAUGACAAUAGUUUUCAAUUUUCUUUCUUCAAAUGUGGAAUAGUAGGAAAAUGAAAAGCGAAGUAUGAGAAGAUAUUGGAUUUGUUUUUCACCCGGUCGGAUCGUAUGUUUGCAUGUAUGAAAGACUAUGAUUAUAGUAUUUUGCAUAUUUGGUAUAUUGUGUAUA
Messenger RNA from Sclerotinia trifoliorum, 6601 nucleotides. The record is from the annotation of a GenBank genome assembly. Lineage: Eukaryota; Fungi; Ascomycota; Leotiomycetes; Helotiales; Sclerotiniaceae.